UUCCGGUUUCCCAUCAUGCUUUGAGUCCAUCCAUACACGUGAAGGUCAGGAACUGUAAUAUCUGUAGUUUAAUAUCACGUAUUUGUAGAUUUGAAAUAAAUCAUGGACAGCCAAGGAGCAACGGCUGACCCUCAGCUACAGCAAUUUAUCGAAGUUGAGUCUCAAAAACAAAGGUUUCAGCAGUUGGUGCAUCAGAUGACAGAAGUCUGUUGGGAGAAAUGCAUGGAGAAGCCUGGCCCAAAGCUAGACUCCAGGACAGAAGUCUGCUUUGUGAACUGCGUAGAACGUUUCAUUGACACUAGCCAGUUCAUCCUCAACCGACUGGAACAAACUCAGAGGGGCCGGGGAUCAUUCUCGGAGUCCAUGUCCGAAUAGCAGAUUCUUCCACAAAUGGACACAGGACACAGAUGGCCACUGGCUUUCACGCAUAGCCAUGCCACAUUUCUAUAUGGUGCAAUGAGAACCAAAAGGAAACAUGGAAGUGUUACUAUUGAUAAGUGCCUCAGAUUAGGUUGUUGUAUAUUGUCACCAAGAUUAGUAUGGACUAAUUUUCUCUUGCAUAAUAGGAUAUGUGUGGUAACAAUGUGAAGUUAGAUUGAAAGUUCAUGUCUGUGAAGUCCAAAAAAAAGGGUCCAUGCCCCCUUAAAGUUGAUAUUAUGAACAAGGCAUCUGCUCUAGUAGAGUUCCUGGUUCACAUGGCUGGUGAAAAACCUGAGACCUGAUGCCAGACCAUGACAUCUGAGAGACACACUGCACUCCUAUUUAAGACAUCGGGAGCUCUACAGGUUAAGCACCUCAGUAAGAAAUGAUGGUGUGUGGUUGGAAAAUAAUUGCAUGGUUUAAUUCUAAAUCAAAUGUUUUACUGAACAUACGCAAUAAAAAGUAUUAUGUAUGGUU
Molecule: messenger RNA, 897 nt
Organism: Osmerus eperlanus (European smelt)
Lineage: Eukaryota; Metazoa; Chordata; Actinopteri; Osmeriformes; Osmeridae
Gene: timm8a
Product: translocase of inner mitochondrial membrane 8 homolog A (yeast)
Exons: 2
Coding region: 103-375 (90 amino acids)
Source: RefSeq, a predicted model, not a curated record